This is a messenger RNA of Impatiens glandulifera, 827 nucleotides long. RefSeq names its product tetraspanin-19-like. The record is from RefSeq and is a predicted model, not a curated record. NCBI's taxonomy places the organism in Eukaryota, Viridiplantae, Streptophyta, Magnoliopsida, Ericales, Balsaminaceae. The transcript is spliced from 5 exons. The coding region runs from base 155 to 799 and encodes 214 amino acids. Gene Ontology annotation, cellular component: membrane.
UUUGAACUUGGGAAAAUAUGCCAUAUUACUUCAAAUGUUCCACCUUAGAACCCUAAUAUUUUUUCUCCUAUUCUUUGCUUCUUGUGCUCUAUCUUUGCUUAGAGACUUAAGGCUCAUAAGAUAGAUAGUCUUUUACUAUUUAAACCCAAAAACAAUGAAAUCUUUCUUUCAAAUAUGUUUGAAAGUUGUUAACUUCACCAUUGGUAUUCUUGGUUUCUCCAUUGUUCUAUAUAGCUUAUGGAUGAUUAGAUUCUGGCAAAGGGAAGUCGAAUCCUCGUCGUCUCAUCUUCCUCUUCCAUGGUUUAUACAUGGGUUUCUUGGGAUGGGAAUAGCUUUGAUGGCGGUAACAUGUUUUGGACAUAUUGCUGCAAGUACCGCAAAUUCGCACUGUCUCAAUGGUUAUAUGAUUGUGAUAUUUAUUGUGCUCUUGGCCGAAACUGCACUAUUGGCGGACGUGAUUUUGAACUCUGACUGGGAAAAGGACUUACCUGAUGAUGAAUCAGGUGUUCUUGAAGAUUUCAAGGAUUUCAUAGAAUCGAAUAUCGAAACCUGCAAAUGGUUAGGCCUAUUGAUUUUGUUAGCAAAGGGUUGUUGUAUUCUAUUAGCGACGGUUCUACGAACUCUGCCAACAGAAAACAACAAGCACCAACACGAGGUUGUCGACGAUGAAUACUAUAAUGAACAAUAUAGUGCUCCAUUCAUGGGUCAUCCUGUCUAUUAUCCGAGCCCAUUUCCAUCAACUACCGAUAUGCUAUUUGUUCCUAAAACCGAGCCUUGGGAAUUCUACAAUAAUGUUUAAAUCUUCUUCCUUCACAUUAUUGUGUAAU